Messenger RNA from Cervus elaphus (red deer), 1619 nucleotides. RefSeq names its product membrane cofactor protein-like. The transcript has 13 exons. Lineage: Eukaryota; Metazoa; Chordata; Mammalia; Artiodactyla; Cervidae. Gene Ontology annotation, biological process: negative regulation of complement activation, classical pathway. The record is from RefSeq and is a predicted model, not a curated record. The coding region runs from base 21 to 1619 and encodes 532 amino acids.
UCCCUUGGUGCUGCGUCGGGAUGCUUUUGGCGGCCCUAGUGCUCCCGUUACCCAUAUUCUCCGUACGCUGCAUUGAUCCACCAGUAUUGGAGAGUAUGAAGCUUAAGGGUGUCAUUAAACGCCAUUAUUACCCUGGGGACAGAAUAGACUAUGAGUGUUACCGAGGAUACUUUUAUGUGUUGCCUUAUCUCCUCUCAGCUACUUGUGAGCCUAAUGGCUCAUGGAGCCGUAUUGAAGAAGCAUGUUUAAGAAAAUCAUGUCCAGAUAUCAAAGUAAAGCAUGGUAAAGUCGUUGCCCCAAAUGAAACAUUUGAGUGGGAAUCAGAAGCUCACAUUUCUUGUGAUGAGGGUUAUUUCUUAAGAGGAAAACCUAUUAUAGUUUGUAACCUAAUUGGAGAGAAUGUGUCUUGGAGUGAUACGAUUCCACACUGUGAAAAGAUUUAUUGUGGACAACCUCCAAAAAUAAAACAUGGAAAACACACCAAUAGCUACAGAAAUAUAUUUGAAUAUAAUGAAUUGAUAACUUAUAGUUGUGAUCUUUCAAAUGGACCAGAUGAAUAUUCACUUGUUGGACAGAGCAAGCUUGUUUGUAUUGAACCUAACAAAUGGAGUAGUGACCCUCCUCUGUGUAAAGUUGUCAAAUGUGAACGACCAUUUCUUGAACAUGGAAUAAUGGUGUCAGGAAGUAGAGAAAAAUUUUCGUACCAAUCAGUGGUGGUGUUUGAAUGCCUCCAGGGUUUUUACCUUAAUGGCAGCAACCUAGUGUUCUGUGGUGGUAAUGAUACUUGGGAACCUGAGAUGCCAACAUGUAUUAAAGGUUACAGGCCAACUCAUCCAACAAAGACUCCACUUUCACAAUAUCCAGGAUAUCCCAAUCCCGUUGAAGAAAUACCAUCACUUGAAGACUUUGAGGAUUUAGAUGCAGGAAUCAUUGCUCUGGCUAUUCUUACUGCAAUUGUUGCUGUUAUAGUAGUUUGUACGUGCCUAUACAGAUGUCUUUUCAGUGGGAAGAAGGAAGAGAAGGACAUGAAAGAGAAGGCGAAGGAAAUAAAAGAGAAGGAAGAGAGGGAAAUGAGAGAGAAGGAGGAGAGGAAGGAGAAGGAGGAGAAGGAGAAGGAGGAGAAGAAAGAGAAGGAGAGGAAGGAGAAAGAGAAGGAGAAGAAGGAGAAAGAGAAGAAGGAGAAGAAGGAAAAGGAGAUGAAGGAGAAAGAGAAGGAGAAGAAGGAGAAGGAAAAGGAGAAGAAGGAGAAAGAGUUCCACUUCGAAUGCAGAGGGAGACCUGAGAACAGCAGAAAGACAGUGAGACCGCCGAGGCAGCGAGCGUGCCAGGGUGCUGGCUCGGAGGACGCAGGAGGGGGCCGCAAGCCAAAGCACACAGCUCUGCAAGCUGAAAAAGCUUCUCAAAACGCGGAGUUGCCGACAUCUUACACGAAGACUUACCAGGUCCGAGAUUUAGCGCAGUCUUUUUACUCUAAGUUGGUCAAAGAUUCGACUUCUCUCCUGUUUAUUGAGAUUGACCGGCCCUUAGUUCCGCAGCUGGAAAUUCUUUGCCAGUGCAACCGGCGUGAGGCUGCGGGUGCCUUCAGCCCAAUGCACUCUCCACUGAUACGCUUCCAGUAA